Molecule: messenger RNA, 3076 nt
Organism: Schizosaccharomyces japonicus yFS275
Lineage: Eukaryota; Fungi; Ascomycota; Schizosaccharomycetes; Schizosaccharomycetales; Schizosaccharomycetaceae
Product: 20S proteasome component alpha 2
Exons: 3
Coding region: 104-841 (245 amino acids)
Biological process (GO): proteasomal ubiquitin-independent protein catabolic process; proteasome-mediated ubiquitin-dependent protein catabolic process; protein catabolic process
Cellular component (GO): proteasome complex; proteasome core complex; proteasome core complex, alpha-subunit complex
Source: RefSeq, a predicted model, not a curated record
GCGGUACCCCCCACUAACCUUGUUUCUGAACAAACCGAGCUAGCUGUUGCACACCCACCACCUACCCUCUACACACUACGUUCUUAGACAUUUAUUCCCUAUUAUGGCAGAUAGAUACGCGUUCUCCCUGACAACAUUCUCUCCUAAUGGAAAGCUUGUCCAAAUUGAAUACGCACUGAAUGCGGUGAACGCUGGUGUGACGAGCAUUGGUAUUAAAGCAAGAAACGGUGUCGUACUGGCUACUGAAAAGAAAACAAACACUGAGCUUGCUUUGGGCUCUUCUCUUCAAAAGAUUUCCGGCAUCACGCCCGACGUUGGCAUGGUUUACAGUGGUAUGGGUCCUGAUUACCGUGUUUUGGUCGAUAAGGCUCGUAAAGUGUCGCACACAAACUAUAAACGCAUUUAUAACGAAUACCCUCCCACAAAAAUUCUCGUUCAAGAGGUCGCUUCUAUCAUGCAAGAGUCCACCCAGUCUGGAGGUGUCCGUCCUUUCGGUGUCAGUUUACUUAUUGCCGGAAUAGACGACAACGGUCCUUCUUUGUACCAGGUGGAUCCUUCGGGCACGUAUUUCGCUUGGAAGGCCACUGCUAUUGGAAAAUCGUCUACGGUAGCCAAGACGUUCUUGGAGAAGCGUUUCAACGAGGAAAUGGAGCUCGAGGAUGCUAUCCACACUGCUAUUCUCGCACUGAAGGAGACCUUUGAAGGUGAACUCACAGAAGACACAGUCGAAAUUGCCGUUGUUUCGGAAACCCAAGGCGAAAGCGGCAUCGUAGGCCGUCCCGGUGGUCGUUUCCACCAGCUUUCCACAACCGAAAUCCGUGAUUACCUUGAUCAGCUGUAAGCUUAAGAGUAAUGAAACCGGUGUGAACUAAGCAAUGAUGACAAACGACAAUGAUAUGGCUUUCGUUGUGUGUGUGGAAGCUAUGUGUACACCACAUCACAACGAAAAAGAGAAAAACGUUGAGCACGAACGCAUGGACCUGCAACUCUCGCUCCUAACUACACACUUUCAGUUUUCCCCCUUUCUUCAGUGACCGAUCAUGUUUGUGUGAUGAAUUUACUCUUUCUUUUCCAAGCGUCGUUGGGCUGCGGCAAACAAGAUGUCUCGUCGAUGAUUGACCGCUUCUUCAUCCAGAGGGUCUUCGCCCGAUGGGGUGUAUUCGGGUUUGUCUCCCAGGUACUGUCCUGGUCGAGACCAGGACUCUGCAGCGUCACAUUCUUUGGUAAGCCGUUUGAAGAAAGUCCAAAAGUCAGAGUCGUGUUCGGAAUGUACAUUGUGUGUGAGCUCAUGAAUCAGCGUGCUUUUCACGUCUUUAUAGUACCGAAAACCAUCAUACCUAUCGGUGCGGAUUCGAAGCUCGAUCUGUUGGCCGUGAUUGUGGUUUAAGCCCAUGGUCCGUGAUUCAUGCGUGGUAUGUUCCGCGGGCGACAUUUCUGACAAGAUGGGAACGCUCCAUUUGUACUUGUCCAUGAGUGCUUGGAUGCCAGGGUCGUGACGGAGCCGGUCCAUGUACUGCCAUGCUUGAUCCUUAUUGGGCAAGUUGAGUACUUGUAUUUCAUGGAAGGUGUACGUGGACGACUUUUUAACGUUCGACGAUGCGGGCUUCUUGGGUGCUAGUUUAACGUGAUGAAUGUCAUGGUGUGUGGAUUCUGUGGGUACAAGGGGUAACUUUGCAUUAGCAUUCGGUUUGCUCGUUAAACAGAUGAUCCUCGCAUUGUUUUUAAAAGUGUCUCCGAGAAUUUGAUCAUCACGACAAAUCCCUUUGUACAGCAGCUUUAUAGUGGAGGUGUCUUCCACAUGGAAUCGAUCUGCAAUCUUUUGCUUCAACCACAGCACCGUCUCUUUAUCAUCACAUUUAAACGUUGUGACAUCGCCUGCUCGAGAAAUCCUAAGAUCGAGUGACAUUUUGAUAUUGUUGUAAACGAUGAACCCGAAGUGUUGAUAAUCCUCAAAGGUGAACGAACCUCUAUGAAUGUGUGGAAUAAAAAAAAAUGAACGGAUAAUUAAGAAAGUGUUUGCUCCAAAACUUCUGGUUUGAGACUUUGAUACACUUGGCCGAUCACUCCCUCUUUUAUUACGUACUCUCUGCCCUUGACCGCGCCGACUUUUAAAGCACUGCUCCGGCGAUGUGUGGUGGUGAGUUUGCCUCGCUUGGUGGCGUCUGUGAUUCGUUCUCCCAGAACACCCUGGAAAGUCUUACAUAAGCUCGACUAAGCGAAGGGAUGAUGUUAGAGUAAUCAUUACUACGUCAUAUCAACGCUAACUCGCUUUCGCGCGCGCCGACGCGCAUCGGUCGAGAGAAAAAGAAUAACCUUAAUGGAAGACACUGAAAAACAACAUAAAUUGUCGUUUAAAAACAGAUUCAGCUACUUAUGAAGUUAUAUUGGAACAGGGAAUGUCCCAUUCUCGCGUUGCUCGUCCCAUUUGUCGGUCCAAUCUGCGUAUGAACAAAUCGUCAGCAAGGAGUAGAAUGAUACGAAACGAGUUACCUGAAGGACAUAGCGAGUGAUAGGCUUGCCAAAACUGUUUGCACGGAAUAAAAUCUUCUCCUUUUGCCUUAAUGCAGCGAAAAUAAUCCACAUAGUUUUGGAAACAAUCUAACAAGUAGUUAGAGCCGGCGAUUUUAGGCACAAUUCAUCUUCUUAAACGACGAGUCUGCUUACGUUUUGUUUGAUUUUGAUUGGGAAAUCUUGUUUCUAGUGUUAAAGGUUGCAUUUUAUGUACAUUAUGUAUCGGUCCACUUACCUAGCAUCGAAGCCCGCUAAAAAUGCAAAAUGUUAGCGAAUGCGGUCAAGUUAACACAAAUUGGUCAUCGAAGAAAGCGUACCAGUCUUAAAAGUGAAUUCUUCUUCUUCUUCUUCGGCCAUUGUGUGAGCUGGUGGGAGAAAGAGGAGAAUGGGACCAAGUCGAGCUGUAGGGAUGGCCUGUGGAUACCUGUUGCACGUUAACUUGCCUUAAACUUGUUUAAGGUGUUUGAUAGAGGAUUAGUGUUUCAUUCCUUUCGCUGCGUUGCCGUAUAUGUUUAUCACACUCCAAAGAUGCGUUACAUAACCGUCCAGUGCGUUAGUCCUCGGC